Molecule: messenger RNA, 1438 nt
Organism: Cuscuta campestris
Lineage: Eukaryota; Viridiplantae; Streptophyta; Magnoliopsida; Solanales; Convolvulaceae
Source: the annotation of a GenBank genome assembly
CAUUAACAUCAUAAUUUCAUUCCUUGAUCCAAAUCUCAAUAUUUCUUCAAUCCUUCUUCAAAAACGCCUCAACCAUGGCCGAAGGAAGAUCAAAGUCUAAGGCUUCCAAGAAGAAAAGCACCGCCGAACCCUCGAGCUCUGCGCCUCAACCGUUCCCCUACCCGGACGGAUCGUUUCUUGAGUUCGGGUCGGAGGAGGAACUCAACCGGUUCCUCACGCACUUUGCCAAGCGUCCCAUUUCUCCGCCUAGGGUGCUGACCGAGUUGUACCCUCAACAAAAGGGGUACCACGACCUCGACAAUCAGCUUCAAGCAUCGGGUCUGAGGUCGUUCGUCUCCAGGAGCCGCUCGAGCUUCAAUCCCGCCUUUGUGCGAGCCUUCUACUCCAAUCUCCGCCGGGACGGGGACACCAUUCGCAGUAGCAUCAAUCUCUACGACAUAGAGAUUGAUCUGGCUACCUUCGCUCGGGUCGCAGGGCUGCCCACCCGCGGUGACGACAUCACAACAUAUGGCGGCGAUGAUUGGAUCCUCAACAACGAGGCGCCCCGCCGGAGAAGCGUCUUCUUCUCUACAUCCUCACCCNCGAUUCACUCGGCCCCACCGGACAAGCGCCUCCUCCUCUACAUCAUCACCCGGAUUCUCCGCCCCCGGGACAGCAGCCAUACCUCGCUCUUCAACGAGGACUUGAAGGCGAUUCAUGCCAUCAUCCACGGCGCCUCCAUCAAUUGGGCGAAAUUCGUGAUGAUCCACAUGGCGGAUUGCGCCUCCAUCGCCACUGAGCGGAGCUUGCCAUACGCCUUCCUCGUCAUGGACCUCAUCAUCUCCGCCGACAUCUCCAUCGCCGGCCCGGAUACGAAGAUGACAAAGAUUUGGAUAAUUCAAGACAGCACCUUCCGGAAGAAGUCCGGGGACCGGGACGACGCAGGCCCGAGUCGUGCACCAGCCCCCGCUCCCGCCAAGGCCUCUUUGCAAUCCAUAGCCGAUACUCUGAAUCGGCUAACCCUCACAGUAGACGGCAUGGGGCAGUCAAUCGAGCGGAUGGACUGGACGCUGCAACGCCAACACCACGACAUGACGGCGUUCUUCCGCGGCGUCAACUACGUCCCGCCGCCCUUUGACAACACCUUCUUCGGCCAAAACUAUGAAGGCGAGGACGAGGAGGAUAACUCUUAUGCUCCAUCCUCCUCCCCUGACGAGGCCGACUUUGAAGAUGCGGUCGACGGCGAUCCCAUGGACGUCGAGGACGACGAGGACGCCGAUGCUUAGAUUUUUUUUUUCUCUUCUUACUAUGAUUGUAUUUUUUAUUCCGUUGUAUUCCGCAUUUCCCUUUUUCAUGAAUAAAAGUUUACUUUUACAAUUCUAAAGUUUACUUUUAAUUCUUUUUGUUAAUGUCAAAAGGGGGAAGAUAUUAAGGUUAUGCAUAAAUUAAGGGGGAAUUU